AUGUUAAGCACCUUGCGCACGCCCGAGCCGCCAAGUCAGGAGCUGCUGCUGCGCUGGUUCAAGGCGCAAUCGCAGCUCUUGGCCGAAGAACGAAAGGAGGAGCAAGCUCAGUCGAAGCUACUGCUCUCCAAGACAGCACCCAAGCUUCUCGAAAGGCACGGUCUGGCGCUGCUUGGCUUGGGGGUCGCUUCCAUUCGCAUCGGUGUUGGCGCAAAAGUAUUGGUCGAGCUCGAAAGGCCGACGGCACACCACGCUUCGCCAAAGUUCCCACCUCACACGUUCCGCACGGGGGACCUGGCAGCUAUCCUGGACAACGGUGCUGAACCACAAGCUACAACUGAAUCAGGUGUGAUUCAGGGUGUUGUGUACAAGGUCAACGAUGCCCGGAUCGUGCUCGCGAUCAGUGACGGCAAAAGGCCAGCUGGCGUGAAGGGUCAGACGCAAGACGGUCAAAACAAGCGCGAUGCUCGCAGCGGAGACAGCAGCAAGGUUUCGGGUAGCGAUCUCGAUCUGCCGGAGCGUAUCAGAAUCGUCAAGGUGGCCAACGAAAGCACAUAUGAUCGCAUGGAAGUGACGCUCGAUAAGCUGGCCAAGGCGCUUGGUGUGCCACUGGCCGCCUCCUUGACUUCGAACGCGGACUCUUCAGCAGAAGAGGCCGAGACCGCAGCAUCCUCAUCAUCCGCAUCGGCAAAUGCAACGAGCCUCAUGCGCAGCCUGUUCGGUCUAGCUCAGCCGACCUGGCACACAACCGAUCUCCCGCUGCCGCCCUUCAACCAAAACCUCAACGACACGCAGCUCAACGCCAUCCGCUACGCCCUCUCCGCCGACCAUUUUAGUCUCAUCCACGGGCCCCCAGGCACAGGUAAAACAACAGCGAUCGUCGAACUGAUCAUGCAGAUCGUCGCCUCCAACUCUGGUGCCGCAGAAGAAGGCGUGCCUGUUCGGGUCCUCGUCUGUGGCGCCUCUAACUUGGCGGUCGACAACAUCCUCGAACGGCUCGUGGGCGUGCCCGAACAUCGCGAUGUCUUCAAAAAGAAAGGAGUAGGCAUCACGCGUAUCGGACACCCCGCCCGUGUCGUCGCCAAUCUGCAGAGCUCCACACUGGACGCGCAAUGCACACAGUCCGCGGAAGCGCAGCUGGUCAAGGACAUUAGCAAGGAGAUCGAGUCGAUCAUGGCCGAGCUCAAGCCUACGGCUGCUCCGGCAGGGAACAAGUCUACCAAAGGCAAGCCCAAGGUGCGAGGGUCCGAUCGGAAGAAGCGCUGGGAGGAGGUGCGUGAGUUGCGCAAGGAGCUGAGGCGGCGAGAUCGGAAAGUGACGAGCAGUGUCCUGGAUCGAGCUCAGGUCGUGCUGGCUACGUGUCACACAGCGGGGGGCAAGCAGCUGGCGUACCGUCAGUACGACUGGAUAAUCAUCGACGAAGCGUGUCAAGCACUAGAGGUGGCUUGCUGGAUUCCAAUCCUCAAAGCGCGAGAGGGAGCCAAGCUGGUACUUGCUGGCGACCACUUGCAACUUCCUCCCACGGUCAAGUCAACUGUCAUUGCACCACGCAAAACGAUCAGAAAGCGGAAGGACGCCGGCAGCAAGGACAAUUCAAGCACCACAACAAAGAGCAGCAUCACGGACGUCAAGAGCAACGACUUCUCUGGUGCCGCUCGACAAACAGAAGCUGAAGUCAAAGCGGAAGGUGACGAUGGCGACGAAGGAUCCGGCGAUGCAGAAGCGGACGACGCCGAGCUCGCCGAAAAGUUCGCGUCCGUGUCCCUUCAAACCAACGUGCCUACACGCCUGCGUCUGCCUCGGUCGCUCGAGACAACGCUGUUCUCCCGCGCACUCGGCAUGUACGGCCCGGGCAUCAAAUCGCUCCUCUCGAUCCAAUACCGCAUGAACACCGACAUCAUGGCCUUCCCCAACACGGAGCUGUACGAGGGCAAACUAUCAGCACACACCUCUUGUGCCGACAUUCGCCUCUCUGAUCUCCCAAACCUCUCGCUCCACUCGUCUGCCACUGCCGCUGACGAAGACGAGCAAGAGCUGCUCGCCCCCGUCGUGUUUUACGAUACAUCUGGUUGCGAGUUUUACGAAACGACGCCGGCACCCGAAGAAACGGUGCUGCUGGCAGACUCGAAAUCCAAUCCGCACGAAGUCGAGCUCGUCGUCAAGCACCUCGAAGACCUCUUUGCGCGCGGAGUGCAUGCAUCGCAGGUGACCGUCCUCGCGCCGUACUCUGCGCAGGUGGCACUCUUGCAUUCCACCAUCCGAUCGCAUCGCUUCAUCGCACCCUUCACAGGCACCAGCACGAGCAGCAGCGGGAAGAAGAACACCGACACGGAAACCGUGAUCAACGCCGACGAGAUUGAAUUGGGAACUGUCGACUCGAUGCAGGGUCGGGAGAAGGAUGUGGUGGUGCUGAGCUUGGUGCGCAGCAAUGCCGAGCAGCAGGUCGGCUUCUUGGCGCAGAAGAAGCGGCUCAACGUGGCCAUUACCAGGGCCAAGAGGCAGCUGGUCGUGAUUGGCGAUGCAGAGACCAUUGCCGGUGCCAAGGAUUUGCCGGACCGGUUCCUGCCCAACUAUAUGGAGUGGUUGGAUGCCCAUGCUGUCGUGCAUCCUGUCGUCGCCACGCUCUAA
This is a messenger RNA of Sporisorium graminicola, 2628 nucleotides long. RefSeq lists its product as uncharacterized. Bases 1 to 2628 code for a protein of 875 amino acids. NCBI's taxonomy places the organism in Eukaryota, Fungi, Basidiomycota, Ustilaginomycetes, Ustilaginales, Ustilaginaceae. The record is from RefSeq and is a predicted model, not a curated record. The transcript has a single exon. Gene Ontology annotation, molecular function: RNA binding; 5'-3' DNA helicase activity.